AUGAUUUGUGGUUGGAUAAUGCCAACAUCAAAACGCAAUUGGUGUGCACAUCCGUGCCAUUUGGAAACAUCACCUGAUGGAAAGAAGCAUUUGACGAAAAUCGGACAGAGACCUAACUAUCCUUUAGGAUCUCGGCGAAUGAAUUCAGCUCUUCUGAAAAAUAUUAACGGAACAUGCUUGAGCAUAUUGAAGGAUCCAUCGAUGAUGUGGAGUGAAAAUCAUUCGUUAUGUACGAAAUGUUAUGAGAAAGAAGUUAGUGGCUUUGAAUUAGCUGAACAUGAAGGGAUAUAUACGGAUAAUCAGGAAAUUCUUAUGUAUGAAAGUUCUGACGAUGAUGGCGACAAAGAUAUGAAAGAUGUAUCAGAGCUUAUAGACGUUAAGCGAGAUUAUGCCAUAGAAAAGCUCAAUCAAGUAUUCGAGUUGUUUCAACUUGGAUCAGUCAUUCCACGAAAUACUGUUCAGACAGAGGAGAAAAUCGAUGAAAUUUAUUUGAUCCUCCAAGAUCGGCUUAGCCAUCUGACUGCUAAACCAAAGGAAAUUAUAACAACAGAAAAACUUUCAUUGCUUGGUUUGUCGAUUUCUGAACUUGAAGAUUUUAUCUAUCGGUUCCGUCGUCUGUUUAAUAAAAGCAAUUAUGAUGAGCAGGUAUUGCUUAUGCAAACAGCUCCAAUCGAGUGGGGAUGGAAAAAAAUUGAAAAUGAUUUAUCAAAACGAGUGGAUGGUCGCGGCAACAAAUUAUUUGAUUUCAAGACAGCUAAAUUCAUUCAAGAGUUUUAUCUCGAUGAUGAAAUCAGUCGUCAGUCGUCCUAUACUAAAGAUACUCGAAAACCCAAAAGUAUCGGCACAGUUGUUAUCCGAUAUAUGACGAUGUCUAUUGGUGAAACAUAUGAACUAUUUAAAAGCAGAUAUCCUAAUUUAAAAGUCAGCCGCUCAAAAUUUCAUUCUUUACGACCAAGUUGGGUGCGAGAAGAUACACCUCAUCAGGUUUGUAUGUGUAUUCAACACCAAAAUGUCGAACUUUUAUUAACAGCUGUAAGUAGAACUUUGCAGUAUCGAUUAAGUGCAAGUGAGUUGGUCGAUAAAACAGUUUGUACGAACCCUUUUGAAAAUUGCUACAACUGCCAGUGUGAUAACUGCUGCAAUACCAGUGUAUCUAGCCUGUUUAUGGCUAACCCUGAUGAUAUUGAUGAAAAACCCGAUACUAAUUGGUCACUAUGGACAACUAAUAAUAAUCAUGUUGAAUUACAACAUUUUAAUGGAGCUUCUCGCUCUUUGAUUGAUCAACUAAAUGACCGCUGGCCAUUAGGGGUGGGCCAUUAA
This is a messenger RNA of Rotaria socialis, 1320 nucleotides long. The record is from the annotation of a GenBank genome assembly. NCBI's taxonomy places the organism in Eukaryota, Metazoa, Rotifera, Eurotatoria, Philodinida, Philodinidae.